This is a messenger RNA of Nezara viridula (southern green stink bug), 1029 nucleotides long. The record is from the annotation of a GenBank genome assembly. NCBI's taxonomy places the organism in Eukaryota, Metazoa, Arthropoda, Insecta, Hemiptera, Pentatomidae.
AUUUGUUCAUCAGCUCUAACAGAACACACUAUUUAAAGUAAAGAAAGCUUUUCUUAAUUGGUAACUCAGUUUACUAGCGAUGAAGAUAUUUACAGCAAUAUGUAUGGCACUAAUACUAACAAUGAUCCCAGGAGAGAGUGAAGGAAUUGUUGAGUAUUCACGUGGUAGACUUACAACAGUGACUCCAGCCUUCAUAGAUUCGCCAGAAGAGAAGAAAGAAGCCUUCUUCAAAAUACCAACAUCUAAACGUGACCCUUUGUUUAAGGAGUUCAAGUACUACCAUGUCGUUAUAAACUUACCAGUCAAAUUUUACUGUUACCCGAAUGAUCCUAGCUUCUGCCUCAUCUUUGACUAUAUGGGCACGAUAGCUGGUAUACAAAUUGGAUACUUAGAACAACAUGCGAAAGAAGUCGAUCCGAUUGAUUACAACUUUGAAAAUAAUACCAAUUAUAUUAAAACGAAGAUCUGUAACAAAAGUAUUUACGCCGUGAGAAUAUGGUUCACUAACCCAGAGGAGCUGAAGGAAUGUGGUCGCACUGAUCAUUCUGAGGUCAUUGAAGGCCUUUGGACAUACGUAGAUGGCCACUUGAUGAGGUUCGACCAAAGAUGUCAAACAGUCGGACCAUCAAUCGGCUGCUUCGACCUCCAAGGGUGCGUUCCUAUGAAAGGAACACUUUACAUCUACAAUUUCAACAAAUACUCUUCUUGCAAAUUCGCCUUCUUCCUCUUUUUAAUCUAUGACCGGCACUCCCUGGUCGGUGUCGGGCACGCAGCUCCUGGUAAUUUUCCUCCAGGACCGCACAGAGACUGGUUUGAUCGUCCUAAAGGUGAAAAGUUAGCGCAAAUAACUCCUUCAGUGCCUCAUUGCUUCGCCCAUCUUCUCAAGUAUGGCCUUACUUCCAGCGUAACUUUCUUGAUUGACGAUCCGCAUAACAUCAAAUGCCCAGUAUGUGGCUGCUAAGAGUUACAACAGCACUCCGUUUCUACAUUAAUAUAUUAAAUAUGAAAAUAAAAAAUUCUUGUAAAUGA